GAACACGGCCAUUGCCACGUGUUUUCAUAAGUGAAUCGUCGCAAAACUAGGAAGAACGCCGUUGAGCUUCCUAUAAUUAAAAGAGAGAAAGAGAGAGAGAGAGAGAGGGUAGUGAACCGUCAAAACGUUUAAGUAUUAAAACAUAGUAAAAAUGACUGAUACAAAGCCGGAAAACGUUAAUGAAAACGUUAAUGAAAACGUAAUGGAACUGGCAAAGAACAUCCAUCAUGGAGAACUCAACGACUCGUAUAAUAUCGUAGUGACUACGAUUUCCGCAUUCAAGGAGAUCAUCAAUAAUACAGAAUGGAACACAGCAAAAGAUUUGAUGAGUAUCAUCAUACAGAAUGGGAAAUAUUUAAUCAAAAAUUGUCCUCUUGAAGCCUGUAUUGGAAAUAUGGUGAGGAGAAUAUUACAGAUCAUCAGGGAAGAAUAUACUUCAGAGUUGAGAAAUAAAACAGACGAAACCGAUCCUCAGGAAUCUUUGCAUAAGAUUCUAACUGCUGAGAGCGAUCAACAGAUCGACUUUAAUAUUCCGGUACCUUCCCUCAAAUCUGCCGUUAAUGAGCACAUUAGUGAAUUUGAAACUGAAUUAGAAACAUGUUCAGACAAUAUCAUCCAACAGGCUUCCGAACACAUACAUUCAAACGAGAUUGUAAUGACUAUUGGUAAGUCCAAGUUAGUGGAGGAAUUUUUUAAGAAAGCUGCUACCACUCGACCUUUCGAAGUCAUAGUGGCGGAAGGUGGGCCUCUUUUAACCGGGCACGAAAUGGCGUUGAAUCUGACCAGAGCGAAGAUCAAGACCACUCUUAUCUCAGACGCAGCCAUUUUCGCAAUGAUGUCGCGAGUUAACAAAGUCAUAAUUGGCACCAACAGCGUCAUGGCGAACGGUGGGCUCAGAUCGAUCUCAGGAUCGCAUACAGUGGCACAGGCAGCCAAACAUUACUCCGUUCCAGUUAUGGUUCUGUUACCUCUCUUCAAGUUGUCGCCCCUGUAUCUUUGUUCGUACAAGCAGGAUAGUUUUAACAAAUACAUCUCGCCGUUCCGGGGUGUAAUUGAGGCUAACAAUGCGCAGUUGCUGGAAAAGAUAGAAGCGUACAAUCCCAUGUUCGAUUAUGUCCCACCGGAUCUGGUUACAUUGUUCAUCACGAACACAGGUGGAAACGCGCCGUCUUACGUGUACAGACUGCUCAGCGAACUGUAUCAUCCCGAUGACUACGAGUUGUAAAUAAACAUCUUCGUUUACUCGAUGCGAGACGCCAAGUGUGUGAUCUCUUUUGUAUCAUACCAUGUGUUAUAGUACCGUCACAUUGUG
Molecule: messenger RNA, 1312 nt
Organism: Dinoponera quadriceps
Lineage: Eukaryota; Metazoa; Arthropoda; Insecta; Hymenoptera; Formicidae
Gene: eIF2Bbeta
Product: translation initiation factor eIF-2B subunit beta
Exons: 7
Coding region: 152-1225 (357 amino acids)
Biological process (GO): translational initiation
Cellular component (GO): eukaryotic translation initiation factor 2B complex
Molecular function (GO): translation initiation factor activity; guanyl-nucleotide exchange factor activity
Source: RefSeq, a predicted model, not a curated record